CUGGCGGUCGCAGUGUAAGUGCUCAUGUGACUGGGAAGAUGGCUGUCUUUCCCUGGCACUCCCGGGGGCGGAACUACAAGGCAGAGUUUGCGUCCUGUCGGCUGGAGGCUGUGCCCUUGGAGUUCGGGGACUAUCACCCGCUGAAGCCCAUCACUGUCACGGAGUCGAAGACCAAGAAAGUGAGCCGGAAAGGCAGCACUUCCUCCACGUCCUCCUCCUCCUCCAGCUCUGUGGUGGACCCGCUGAGCAGCGUGCUGGAUGGGACCGACCCCCUCUCCAUGUUCGCUGCCACGGCUGACCCUGCAGCCACGGACAGCUCCAGGAAGAGACGAGACCGGGACGAGAACUCCGUCGUAGGGUCCGACUUUGAGCCCUGGGCCAGCAAACGCGGAGAAAUCCUCACCCGGUACACGACCACAGAAAAGCUCUCCAUCAAUCUGUUUAUGGGAUCUGAAAAAGGGAAAGGGACGGCCACGUCUGCCAUGUCGGAGAAGGUCCGGACCCGGCUAGAGGAGCUGGAUGACUUUGAGGAGGGAUCCCAAAAGGAACUGUUGAACUUGACUCAACAGGAUUAUGUGAACCGCAUAGAGGAGCUCAACCAGUCUCUGAAGGACGCCUGGGCCUCAGACCAGAAAGUGAAGGCUCUAAAAAUAGUCAUCCAGUGUUCAAAGCUGCUUUCGGACACAAGCGUUAUUCAGUUCUACCCGAGCAAGUUUGUCCUCAUCACCGACAUACUUGACACAUUUGGGAAGCUCGUGCACGAGCGCAUCUCCUCCCUGUGUGUGGAUCACCGCAGCGUCCUGCCAGAUCACUUCUCUCCAGAGAAUGUCAAUGACACGGCCAAAGAAACAUGCUUGAAUUGGUUUUUCAAGAUUGCUUCCAUCAGGGAACUCAUUCCGAGAUUUUACGUGGAAGCGUCCAUCCUGAAAUGUAACAAGUUCCUCUCCAAAACGGGGAUCUCAGAAUGUCUGCCCCGACUGACGUGUAUGAUCCGAGGGAUCGGAGACCCGCUAGUGUCCGUGUACGCCAGGGCCUACCUGUGCCGGGUGGGGAUGGAGGUGGCGCCACAUCUGAAAGAAAGCCUGAAUAAGAACUUCUUUGACUUCCUCCUCACAUUCAAACAGAUUCACGGGGACACGGUCCAGAACCAGCUGGUGGUCCAGGGAGUGGAGCUCCCCUCCUACCUGCCCUUGUACUCCCCUGCCAUGGAUUGGAUCUUCCAGUGCAUCUCCUACCAUGCCCCGGAGGCCCUGCUAACUGAGAUGAUGGAGAGAUGCAAGAAACUAGGAAACAACGCCUUGCUGUUGAAUUCCGUGAUGUCCGCUUUCCGGGCCGAGUUCAUCGCCACGAGGUCCAUGGAUUUCAUCGGCAUGAUUAAAGAGUGUGAUGAGUCGGGUUUCCCCAAGCAUCUCCUUUUUCGCUCACUGGGGUUAAACUUAGCCUUGGCUGACCCUCCUGAGGGUGAUCGACUCCAGAUUCUCAAUGAAGCUUGGAAAGUUAUCACUAAGUUGAAGAAUCCACAGGACUACGUCAACUGUGCCGAGGUGUGGGUGCAGUACACCUGCAAGCAUUUCACGAAACGAGAGGUGAAUACCGUUUUGGCUGAUGUCAUCAAGCACAUGACUCCAGAUCGUGCAUUUGAAGACUCCUACCCUCAGCUUCAGUCAAUAAUUAAGAAGGUGAUUGCUCACUUCCACGAUUUCUCCGUUCUCUUCUCAGUGGAAAAAUUUUUGCCGUUUCUGGACAUGUUCCAGAAAGAGAGUGUGCGGGUGGAGGUUUGCAAAUGCAUCAUGGAAGUCUUCAUCAAGCAUCAGCAGGAGCCCACGAAGGACCCCGUCAUCCUGAACGCCCUUCUGCACGUCUGUAAGACCAUGCACGACUCCGUGAAUGCACUCACUCUUGAGGAUGAGAAAAGAAUGCUGGCAUAUUUGAUUAAUGGAUUUAUAAAAAUGGUGUCCUUUGGCCGUGAUUUUGAACAGCAGCUAAGUUUUUAUGUUGAGGCUAGAUCGAUGUUUUGCAACCUGGAACCUGUUCUUGUGCAGUUGAUUCACAGUGUAAACCGGUUGGCAAUGGAAACGAGAAAAGUAAUGAAAGGAAAUCAUUCCAGAAAGACGGCUGCAUUUGUCCGGGCCUGCGUCGCCUACUGCUUCAUCACCAUCCCCUCCCUGGUGGGCAUCUUCACGCGCCUCAACCUCUACCUGCAUUCUGGUCAGGUGGCCUUGGCCAACCAGUGCCUCUCCCAGGCUGAUGCCUUCUUCAAAGCCGCUAUAAGCCUCAUUCCGGAAGUUCCAAAGAUGAUUAAUAUCGAUGGAAAGAUGCGACCGUCGGAAUCCUUCCUUCUGGAAUUCCUCUGCAAUUUCUUUUCUACUUUAUUAAUAGUUCCGGAUCAUCCGGAACACGGGGUCCUGUUCCUUGUCCGAGAGCUUCUCAACGUGAUCCAGGACUACACCUGGGAGGACAACAGCGAUGACAAAAUCCGCAUCUACACCUGCGUCCUGCACCUCCUGUCCGCCAUGAGCCAGGAGACCUAUCUCUACCACAUAGACAAAGUCGACUCCAACGACAGCCUCUAUGGGGGAGACACCAAGUUUCUGGCUGAAAACAACAAGCUGUGUGAGACGGUGAUGGCUCAGAUCCUGGAGCAUCUGAAAACGCUGGCCAAGGACGAGGCCCUGAAGCGCCAGAGCUCGUUGGGCCUUUCCUUCUUUAAUAGCAUCUUGGCCCACGGGGACCUGCGCAACAACAGACUCAACCAGCUCUCGGUCAACCUGUGGCACCUGGCACAGAGGCACGGCUGUGCGGACACCAGGACCAUGGUGAAAACUCUGGAAUACAUCAAGAAGCGAAGCAAACACCCAGAUAUGGGUCAUCUGACUGAGCUGGCCCUCAGGCUCCCCCUGCAAACAAGGACCUGACUCUGGGAAUGAGAAGCCAAGUUCAGAAAGACCUGGUUUGCUUUUUUUGUUUUAUUUUUACACACAGAUUGGUUUAACUUUGGUCUCUACCCAGAUGAUUGUGACAGUGAAGAAGUGGGAAAGGGCAGAGCAUUAAAAUCCAAUCCUGUUCGCAGAGUA
Suricata suricatta (meerkat) is the source of this 3074-nucleotide messenger RNA. It is a transcript of the gene VPS35L, whose product is annotated as VPS35 endosomal protein sorting factor like. Gene Ontology annotation, biological process: endocytic recycling. The transcript is spliced from 31 exons. The coding region runs from base 39 to 2915 and encodes 958 amino acids. The record is from RefSeq and is a predicted model, not a curated record. Gene Ontology annotation, cellular component: endosome. Lineage: Eukaryota; Metazoa; Chordata; Mammalia; Carnivora; Herpestidae.